GUGGUUAAGGCGUGCCGUCCGCUCCCGGCCGGUGAAGGAGACUUGGAGACAUCUGGGUCGCGCGGUUUGUGUCGGUGGUAGUCGCCGCCGCUGCAGCUGUUCUUACUGCCCUCAGUCCAUGAGGAAGAUGCUCGCCGCCGUCUCCCGCGUGUUGUCGGGCGCCGCCCAGAAGCCGGCAAGCAGAGUGCUGGUGGCAUCCCGUAAUUUUGCAAACGAUGCUACAUUUGAAAUUAAGAAGUGUGAUCUCCACCGGCUGGAAGAGGGCCCUCCUGUCACAACAGUGCUCACCAGAGAGGAUGGGCUCAAAUACUACAGGACGAUGCAGACUGUUCGCCGAAUGGAGUUAAAGGCAGAUCAGCUGUAUAAACAGAAAAUCAUUCGUGGUUUCUGUCACUUGUGUGACGGUCAAGAAGCUUGUUGUGUGGGCCUGGAGGCUGGCAUAAAUCCCACAGAUCAUCUGAUCACAGCCUAUCGAGCUCAUGGCUUUACCUUUACUCGUGGGCUUUCUGUCCGAGAAAUUCUCACAGAGCUUACAGGGCGAAGAGGAGGUUGUGCUAAAGGAAAAGGUGGAUCAAUGCAUAUGUAUGCCAAGAACUUCUACGGAGGCAAUGGCAUCGUUGGAGCUCAGGUACCCCUGGGAGCUGGGAUUGCUCUGGCCUGUAAGUAUAAUGGAAAAGAUGAAGUCUGUUUGACUUUAUAUGGCGAUGGUGCUGCUAAUCAGGGUCAGAUAUUCGAAGCUUACAAUAUGGCAGCCUUGUGGAAAUUACCUUGUAUUUUCAUCUGUGAAAAUAACCGCUAUGGAAUGGGAACAUCUGUUGAGAGAGCAGCAGCCAGCACUGAUUACUACAAGAGAGGUGACUUCAUUCCUGGGCUGAGGGUGGAUGGAAUGGAUGUCCUGUGUGUCCGGGAGGCGACGAAGUUUGCAGCUGCCCAUUGUAGAUCUGGAAAGGGGCCCAUACUGAUGGAGCUGCAGACUUACCGUUACCAUGGACACAGCAUGAGUGAUCCUGGAGUCAGUUAUCGUACACGAGAAGAAAUUCAGGAAGUAAGAAGUAAGAGCGACCCUAUCAUGCUCCUCAAGGAUAGAAUGGUGAACAACAAUCUUGCCAGUGUCGAAGAAUUAAAGGAAAUUGACGUUGAAGUGAGGAAAGAAAUCGAGGAUGCCGCCCAGUUUGCCACAUCUGAUCCUGAACCACCUUUGGAAGAACUAGGCUAUCACAUCUACUCCAACGAUCCACCUUUUGAAGUUCGGGGUGCAAAUCAGUGGAUCAAGUUUAAGUCCGUCAGUUAAUGAGAGGCUACACAUAAUGGAUGACUACACCUUCAGUGGGCUAUUGAUAGCAACUGUAAGGAAUGCUUGUUCUCAACUUAGGUAGAUUAAGAUAGUAAUUGCAUGCAGUUUAUACAGUGUUGCAUUAAAAGAUAGUGCACACUUAAGUAUUUCAUGUGAAUGUUAAAGGUUAUUUGAGAUUUGUAUAGGUCUAAAAUAGGUAAUUACAGUUUGUGCAACCUUCCUUCAAAUUAUUUCCUAAAACAGUUCUAUUUGAGUGAGUUGUAUACUCUUAACAAGUCCUUGUAUGCCUGUGCAACUCUGCCACCUGUCAUACUCGCAUUACCCCACAGCUAAUACUGUAUGUGCGUGUCGGUGCUAAAGUCUCGUCACACUGAUCAUUUCAAAACUUUAUUAAUUAUAACCAGGACAAUUCCAUUUUUGAAUACGCCAUCUGCUCCUUGCAGUUGUAACCACUCUAUAAGAUCUUUACCCUAGAUGUCAAAAUUAGGGUUCACAAUCACUGUUCUCACAAUACAGUUCUAGUCACGUAUAAAACAUUGAUGAAUAACAGGUUCAAAAAAAAAAAACAGUAAUGCUUAACAAAGAUAUUGGCUCCUUGCUCCCUCUGUUCCCCUGGCUUGGCUUAGCUGACUGGUUAAGCCUCAUCUUCGGUGGCUGGGGUCCCCCGAGCCCGUCGUCUGUACUGGGAGACUGCGGCCCAGAGCCUGCAGAGGAGGCCGCCGCUACAAAACAACAACACAGCCAUCUUUAGAGUCAGAAAGAGACUUAAAAGCAACACUCCAGAAUACUUCUUCAGGAGCUCUUAUGGCAGAAAGUAUAUCAUUCUAGGCUUGUCAAGAGUUGCCGUCUAGUCUUAAAAGGCUUACCUUAAAUAGAAAUAUGUUCUCUUCGUGGGUGGAGAUGACACUUGUGCCCCAGCAAGAGUGGGACAUGGCCUUAGAGGCAUGUACAGGAGUACCGGUGGGUCUGUUUAGAGCAGGCCGUUUAAGAUGAUGUGGGGACAAGGACGCAGAUUGCAAUUUAAAAAGAGGGUGCGGGAGAGCUAUUCUGUUUUACCUUCCUACUUUUCCCACCAGGGCUUCAGCUUCCGUCACCUCUGGGCUUUUCCCAACUUUAACCUGGGAAAACUCCAGAGUUUGGAGCUUUCUGACGAAGCCAUGGGAGAAUGUACCAGCCCGUUGUUUUCUACUACUUUAUUUAAAAGCAUAAUCACAUACAAAAAGUUAUUUUCUAUUAUACAAAGUGUUUUGAGGCUAUUCUUACCGUAGUCUGAGGUGUCUUAGAUCUUCCUUAGUGAUGUCAUUGAGAAUAUCAGAAAGUGUAUAACCCUCUUCAAUAAUCUGAAACAAAGAAAUAUAUAGGAGCUAAGCGGCUUGGUAAUAAUAGCAGAGGAAUGGUUUUCUUUUUGGUUAUGAAUUUACCUUUUCAAUUGCAUUUGCAUCCGCUCCUUGCAUUUGUAACCACUCUACAAGCUCUUUAUCCGUUUUCUGCCAACGAAGGGAUAUUGGGGUCUCUGUAAUGAUUAGAAAUUUAUUAUAUAUUGAUGUGUAACAGUAAAACUCUUCACAAGUAACAAAUUGGUUGAAAUAAACUUCCAGAAGAUAAAUGUGGCAUGAAAA
Molecule: messenger RNA, 2913 nt
Organism: Pteropus alecto (black flying fox)
Lineage: Eukaryota; Metazoa; Chordata; Mammalia; Chiroptera; Pteropodidae
Gene: PDHA1
Product: pyruvate dehydrogenase E1 alpha 1 subunit
Exons: 11
Coding region: 119-1291 (390 amino acids)
Biological process (GO): pyruvate decarboxylation to acetyl-CoA
Cellular component (GO): intracellular membrane-bounded organelle
Molecular function (GO): pyruvate dehydrogenase (acetyl-transferring) activity
Source: RefSeq, a predicted model, not a curated record